AUAGGACGCGCCUACAAACGCUCGCGACCACAUCAGCGCCCGCUGUCGACGCCGCUGCUGCCGUUUCCCGCGUGCUCAUCGCCGUUAAAUCUGUUCCCGCUUACCACCCCCGCAGCCGCCGUUUACUCACCCGCACGGGCGACGACGACCGGGGUUGGCCGCCGCCACCACCACCACCACCACCACCACCGCCGCCGCCGCCGCCGCAGCGUGAUCGUAUAGUGACGUCGUCGGCGUCGUCGCCACUGCCGCCACUGCCGCUGCAACCAUGACGACUGUUGCACACUCGGCUGUCGGUGCACCCGCAGUGAUGCGAUUAUGACGGUCACCUGCUACCCCCCACUCCCUUUAAAAUACGCGUCCCACUCGACUCUAUAUUAUCAUUAUUAUUAUUAUUAUCAUUAUCAUUUUAAUUAUUAUUGUUAUUAUCGUAAUCGUUUUAAUAAUUCGAAUUUAUUGUUUAUAUAUAAAUAAUAAUAUAAUAUAUAUAUAUAUAUAUUUACAAUAUAUAUAUAUAUAUACAUACACGCACACAUUAUAUUAUUAUACUAUCGUCUUCGCCGACGCCACUGCGGCAACGAUCGGCGCCACUUCCACCGCCGCCGCCGCCGCUGCCGUCGAUCGCCGCGUGAUCCGUGCGCGCGCGUGUACCAUAUUCUCUCGUCAGGGUAUAACAAAUGCCUGCCAGAAAAGGAUUAUUGGCGCCUCAGAAUACAUUUCUGGAUACAAUCGCGACACGGUUCGAUGGCACACAUAGUAAUUUCGUGCUCGGAAAUGCUCAAGUGCCAUCACUGUAUCCGAUAGUGUACUGUUCAGACGGAUUCUGCGAACUCACUGGGUUUGCCCGGGCGCAAAUUAUGCAGAAGGGUUGCGCCUGUAAGUUUCUAUUUGGACCGGACACUAGUGACGAUCACGUUGCACAAAUCGAAAAGGCAUUGGAAUGCAAAGCUGAACUAAAAUUGGAAUUGAUUUUCUACAAAAAAAAUGGAUCUCCGUUCUGGUGUUUGCUGGACAUUGUGCCGAUCAAAAAUGAAAAACGAGAAGUGGUGUUGUUCCUGGCUUCGCAUAAAGACAUCACGCACACGAAAAUGGCUGAAAUGCACGUGGGCAUGGACUACGAUCCAGAGGAAGCCGAACCCGAAGAACCCGAACCGGCCAGUAACACGUACGGACGGCGGAGGAGCAGAGCCGUACUCUACCAACUGUCCGGACAUUACAAGAGUGAUAAACCGAAAACCGGCAAGCUGAAAUUGAACAACACGUUGUUGCAGGGCUCGUCGGCGCCGUUACCGGAAUACAAAACGUCGGCGCUGAAAAAAUCCCGAUGGGUAUUAUCGCACUACGGGGUUUUCAAGACGUGUUGGGAUUGGCUGAUACUGAUAGCCACGUUCUACGUCGCCAUCGUGGUACCGUACAACGCCAGUUUCGUCAACACGGACAAACCGUCCAUGGUCAGCGACGUGGUCGUCGAGUCGCUUUUUAUAGUCGAUAUAUUGUUCAAUUUCCGGACGACGUUCGUCAACAAAAAAGGCGAAGUGGUGUCGGAUUCCAAAACGAUCGCCUUCAAUUACUUGAAGAGCUGGUUCGUGGUAGAUUUAUUCGCCGCUCUGCCAUUCGACCUGUUGUACGCGUCGGACGUUUACAGCGGAGACGAAGCCGGUUCGGGACAAGUUCAUUUGUUAAAGCUGACCAGACUGCUGAGGUUAGCGAGACUGUUGCAGAAGAUCGACAGGUAUUCGCAAUACGGCGGCAUGAUUCUCACACUUUUGAUGCUCCUGUUCACAUUAGUUGCACAUUGGUUUGCGUGCAUAUGGUAUGUGAUCGCCGAAAGCGAACGCCACGAAAAAGGAAGAGAUUGGGAUCUAGGGUGGAUGAACACUCUCGCCGAACGUCUGCACAAGGACGUGGACAACGUGACGCACUCAGAGGCGUACAUAACUUCGUUGUACUUCACGUGUUCCAGUCUGACCAGCGUCGGGUUCGGUAACGUGUCGGCCACCACCGGUGCAGAGAAAAUAUUCAGCAUCAUCACGAUGCUGAUUGGAGCGCUCAUGCACGCCGUGGUGUUCGGUAACGUGACGGCCAUCAUCCAGCGCAUGUACUCCCGGAGGUCGCUGUACCAGAGCAAGUGGCGGGACCUCAAGGACUUCCUGACGCUGCACCAGGUACCCAGUGAGCUCAAGCACAGGAUGCAGGACUACUUCCAGACCAUGUGGUCGCUGAACCACGGUAUCGACAUACACGAGACGCUCAAGGAGUUUCCGGAGGAGCUCAGGGGCGACGUGUCCAUGCACCUGCACCGAGAGAUACUGCAGCUGCCCAUUUUCGAGUCCGCGUCACAGGGUUGCCUGAAGUUGUUGUCGUUGCACAUCCGGAGCAACUUUUGCGCCCCCGGCGAAUACCUCAUCCACAAGGGCGAUGCGCUCACGUCCAUCUAUUACCUGUGCAACGGGUCCAUGGAAGUCGUCCAGAACGGCAUGGUCGUCGCCAUUUUAGGCAAAGGCGAUUUGGUCGGAUGUGACAUUAGCACGUGGCUGGGCCAAGGCAGCGGUUCAGGUAACGCGGGCGUUGUCGCCGGUGGCGGGACCACCGGUGGCGGAGCAGGAGGUGACACGGUGGUCAAGUCUAGUUGCGAUGUCAAAGCUCUAACUUAUUGCGACCUAAAGUGCAUUAAUGUGCUCGGGUUGGUAGAAGUUUUGCGGCUUUACCCCGAGUACCAACAGGAGUUUGCAAACGACAUACAACAUGACUUGACGUACAACAUACGUGAAGGAUACGAGGCCGAAGUAAUUAAACCUCACAAAGAAAUCGAUCAAAAUGGUAUUACGACGUUGACGUUACCAUCGAUAAGCGAAGACGAUGAAAACUUGCAAGAAGAAUGCGAUGGAUCUCCGAAAUCGCCUCCUUCUAGAUCACCGUUGCACUCCAGUUAUAGUCCGAGCAGACAUAACCUCACUAAACUAUCUCAAAACAGAUCAAGAACGCUGCCUCGAAGUGAUAUCGAACACAGAAAAGUCAAUGUUGACAGACUGGACACACAAGUUACUUCACUUCAUUAUCACGUCGCAACUUUAAGUCAAGAGGUGAAAAACGCCAUACAAGCGCUGCAGGAGCUGGCGACGACCAGUUCGAACGUCAGGUAUCCGUACUCGUUGCCGGCCAGGUCGAACCCGGACCUGCCGGAGAACGUCAAGCGGCCGCAGAUGGCCAUCCUGCAGCGGAGCUCGUCGCACCCGCCCGAGGUGUUCGGCUGGGACGGGACGGUAUACGACAGCCCGGCGCACCAGCCGCACCACCCGUACCACCACCACCACCAUCACCACCUCCUGCAACACCAACAACACCUCCAGCAGCACCACCAACACCACACGUACCAGCAAUCGAGCCAGCAGUGCCUGCCGUACCAGCAGCAGCACACCGGUGGCGGCGCCGUUUACACGCAUCCGCCGUCGUCGUCACCGCCGCAUCCGCACCAACAGCUGCAGCUCCAGCAGCCGCGGUACUACCACAGGCCGUCGGUGGCCAGCACGGCGGACGUGGCCGUGCAGACGGACGUUUCGGGCGUGGACGUGUUCGAGCGGUUCGUCAAGGCGCACCGGACGCUCGUGCUCGAGUGGCUCAACGAAAGCGACCACGUGGCCGUCACGGUGUACGACGACGAGACCGCGGCCGCAGCCGGCGGCGGGAGGCGACCGAGAAACGAACGGUCUCCGUCUUCGUCGUCGUCCGCGGCGUCAUCGUGCUCGUCGCCGCCCCGGCAGGCGCGCGCUCCCGCGGCCGACACCUCCGACGGAUCACCUCCGGCCGGAAAGGACGACGCGCCGCGGGAAUGGUACCCCCGCGGCCAACCCCCUGGUGGCCACCGUCAGCGAAGACAGUGGCGGCGGUGGGGGUGACAGUGGAGGCGGCGACGAGGACGACGGCGGUGGUAGUGGCAGUGGCCACGAGUCCAUCGAGAUGACGCGCAUUGCACCCGCCGGUGACGCCGCGACCGCCAACGCGUCCGGUUCAAUUACUACCCUUAAGUUCCACCCGUUC
This is a messenger RNA of Metopolophium dirhodum (rose-grain aphid), 4038 nucleotides long. It is a transcript of the gene Elk, whose product is annotated as potassium voltage-gated channel subfamily H member 8. Gene Ontology annotation, cellular component: membrane. The coding region runs from base 678 to 3896 and encodes 1072 amino acids. NCBI's taxonomy places the organism in Eukaryota, Metazoa, Arthropoda, Insecta, Hemiptera, Aphididae. The transcript is spliced from 15 exons. Gene Ontology annotation, molecular function: voltage-gated potassium channel activity. The record is from RefSeq and is a predicted model, not a curated record. Gene Ontology annotation, biological process: potassium ion transmembrane transport; regulation of membrane potential.